Molecule: messenger RNA, 2350 nt
Organism: Chenopodium quinoa (quinoa)
Lineage: Eukaryota; Viridiplantae; Streptophyta; Magnoliopsida; Caryophyllales; Amaranthaceae
Product: protein NRT1/ PTR FAMILY 5.4-like
Exons: 5
Coding region: 560-2200 (546 amino acids)
Biological process (GO): transmembrane transport
Cellular component (GO): membrane
Molecular function (GO): transmembrane transporter activity
Source: RefSeq, a predicted model, not a curated record
ACACUAAGCAAAAUAUAGGGUGUUGGGUGCCCCUAAGCUAUAUUUCAGAGUCUUAACACCAAUUUUAAUAAUAAAAAUAAUAUUUUUGUACAAUAAAGAGUAACUUUAAAUUAAUAACUUUACUUCAUCUUACAAUAAAUUAACAUAUACCCGCCCUUUUAGAGAAUUUAUGAUCAGGUAAACACCCACUUACACACUCCUAUUUUUAUUGGCGGUGAUACCUUUCCAUCAACCUCCACAACUUUAACGUUUAUUUUCCAUUUUCCCCUCAAAACUAAAAAAAAUUCCAUUAUAAAUAUCUAUCUAGUACUCAACCAAAAACAGAACAAACCAAGGAAAAAAAAAAAAGAGUAAAUAAACCCCGAAGUCCCCAACUACCUCUCCCCUCUCAACACAACCUGAUAUACAUACAAAAAAAAAAAAAAUUCAAAAAAAAAAACCCCUUUUAUUUUGUAUUUUUCUCUAUAUAUUUACGUGUCCAAACUCCAAGCUUUCAACUUUCAAGAAUAAAUUCUAGUCAUCUUCAUCUUGUACUCUUCUUACCCCUUUCCUCAUUCUCAUGGAUAAUUCUAACAUUAAUCCUUCUAAAGGUGGAUGGAAAUCUGCCAUCUUCAUCAUCUUUGUGGAAAUGGCAGAAAGAUUUGCGUAUUAUGGAAUAGCAGGGAAUUUAAUCAUGUACUUAACAACAAUAAUGGGUAUACCCCUUGCAACUGCUGCUAAAAAUGUGAAUUCAUGGAAUGGUGUUUCAUCUCUUGCUCUCUUUAUUGGUGCUUUCUUUGCUGAUUCUUAUCUUGGUCGCUUUAAGACUACUCUCCUUUCCUCCUCCGUUUUUCUCAUGGGAUUGAUUUUGUUGACAACAUCAACAGCCACUAAAAUCCCACAAAACAUUCGUACACCCUUAUUUUUCUCGGCUCUUUACAUAACGGCUUUGGGUGAAGGUGGUCAUAAACCAUGUGUCCAAACAUUUGCUGCUGAUCAAUUUGACGAAAAUACCCCUGAACAAAGAAAGGCCAAGAGCUCAUUUUUUAACUGGUGGUACCUUGGAAUUGUUGUUGGUGCAACAAUUGCCGUGGUUAUAAUUGUUUAUGUAGAGGACAACGUUAGUUGGACCGUCGGGUUUUCCAUUCCUACUAUUGCCGUAGGGUUGGCUUUAGCGGUUUUUAUCUUCGGAUGUUUGACUUAUCGGAUGGAGCGGCCCGUGGGGAGUCCGUUUACUAAAGUGGCACAAGUGGUUGUUGCCGCCGUUAGAAAGAGGCACGUGGUUGAGACUAGCAAUGGUCGAGGGUUGUGCUACGAUGAUGAUGUUAGUCAUGGAUUGGAUGCGCGUAAAUUGGCUCGUACUAACCAAUUCAGAUGUCUCGACAAGGCAAUGAUCAUCGACGAGAGAGAUUCAUUGAUGAAAUCCAGAAACCCAUGGAGGCUGUGCUCCGUUAAUCAAGUGGAAGAAGUGAAGCUCAUAGUUCGGUUAAUCCCGAUUUGGGUAUGCACCUUUGCCUACGCAAUAAUCGUAGCACAAGUCCAUACCUUCUUCAUCAAGCAAGCUAGCACCAUGCAACGUUCACUUGGCCCUAAGGUUUCAAUCCCACCUGCAUCUCUUCAAGUCAUCCCUGGGAUUACUAUCUUAAUAUCGGUUCCAAUCUAUGAUAAACUCUUCGUUCCUUCUAUGAGAAAUAUCACUAAAAUCCCCUCAGGUAUAAGCUCACUCCAUAGGAUCGGCAUUGGGUUGGGACUUUCCAUCUUGACCAUCGCGAUAGCAGCUCUAGUAGAAAACAUGAGGGUUGGUGUAGCAAGUAAGCACGGGCUCAUCAACGAUCCAAAGGCUAUAGUUCCGAUGAGUGUGGGAUGGUUAGUCCCCCAGUUUGUAGUGAUGGGACUAAGUGAUAUGUUUGCAUAUGUUGGAAUGCAAGAGCUUUUCUAUGAUCAAAUGCCAGAGGACAUGAGAAGCAUGGGUUCAGCCUUAACUAAUGGUGCAAUAGGGGUUGGUGCUUUCAUGAGUAGCGCGAUUAUAGUUACUGUACAAGAGAUGAGCAAGAAGUGGGGGGAAGAAUGGUUGGUUAAUGAUCUUAAUCGCGCUCAUCUUGAUGAGUUUUACUGGGUUUUGGCUGGGUUUUGUGCUUUGGAUUUGGUUAUAUAUGUAUUGGCUGCUAAAUGGUUUGUGUGGAAGAAUACUACUCAAGUGGAUCAAAUUGUGAUAUGUUAAUUAGAGAAUGCAUGUAUAUUGGUGUGACUAUACAUAAUUAAUCUUGUAGCUCAAUAUGAGGGUUGCCUAAAUCAUAAUAUAUGUCUAAAUAUGUAGAAGGUUUGUGUUUGUGUGAGAAAUUAUCAAUAGAAGUAAAGUUUGUUUGGUAAA